Messenger RNA from Aspergillus vadensis CBS 113365, 1141 nucleotides. RefSeq lists its product as uncharacterized. The transcript has a single exon. Lineage: Eukaryota; Fungi; Ascomycota; Eurotiomycetes; Eurotiales; Aspergillaceae. The record is from RefSeq and is a predicted model, not a curated record. Bases 290 to 754 code for a protein of 154 amino acids.
GACUCGCAUUGACGCCAUCGUUGAGACCGAUCACAGUAGUUUGAUCGAUAGCUCCAUUUUCUAAUGACUCCAACGCAUUGCCCUGCCCGUAAAGCAAGUUAUAGCACUACAGUUAGUCUGUCUCCACUCGGCACCACAUCCUUCACAUGCAGCUGGGUUCAUUUCGCAUUCACACCAUAUUAAAUCUCAUCACCCACGAGGCUGGCCAGCCGCCCCCAGCCGAGUCCCCAUGGCAACAACCUCGAUCGGACAAUCUGGAUCCCGCUGAGCUCCAACCGAUCGUCGCCCAAUGCUUUUCCUUGCCGAUAUUGCUGCUCUUCGUUCAUUAUUCAGAAACCCAAACCCCCAUCUCUUUGGUGCCGGUUCCCUGAGAAACCAUGAGAUGAAGACAGAGUCAAUUCAUCUCUCUCUCAUCUCUUUUUUUGCCACCUCCUCUUCUCCCUCUCGAUUGAUCCCGAUGCGUGGAGCUGACUCGCCUGGAGCUUCCCCCCAUCGACCAUCCAGCUUGCUCUUCGCCCAGCACGGCUUGCUGCAGCUGUGCGCCGUGCUCAUCGUGUUGUCCCGCCAUUGGCGAAUCGAGCUUCGUUGCUCCCCAGCCGGUCUCACUUCUCGUCUCCACUCCGGCCAAGCUCUGAGUGUCUCAAUUCCCAGCCAUUCGCCCGUGCUUGACCAGCCUCUCGCUCGGCUUGAUCGUAUGUGCAGUCGAUGGGCUCGGGCGGGCGCCAGCCUGCCGAUUUUCCUUGACCCUGCCUGAUCCCAGCUCCAGUUCGUUGCUCUGAGCUUCCUCGGCUGGUUGCAACAUAUGGGUCUAGGCGCUCCCAGCGGGAAACUAAUACCCGGUCGGUUCGAGGCCAUUGCUGCCUAGCCUGUUUGCUCUGUGACUGCUCAUCUCCGGUCGCUUCCUGGGUGAACCGGGAGCUCCGUAAUAGUGUUGUGCCCGCCAUCGUCGUGGAGGACGCGUCCGAAUAAUCUGCCGCAUCGAUUACUCGUGCUGCACACAAGGUUACAGCCGUCGGACAAUAAUCUGCAGAGGGACCUCUCACAUGCUGACUCCCCACCUGCUCUUCACCCUGGUCUUUCCCUUUCCGCGGUCACCACUUUGCAACUCGAACAGAAGAAAGCCGCAAAUCUACAAGAAAGA